UGGGCUUAUUCUCUCCCACCUUAGCACCAAGCAAGGUGCAAGGCUUCAGCACUGUUUGCAAACAGUCUUUAGCUCAGAUCUGGUGUCAGAAGAACUGUCUGGCCAUGGCCAUGGAAGAGUACUUCUCUGCUGUCCAAAAAAUGGAACAAUUGGUCUUGUUCCCCAGUCUCCUGAGAGGGGUUUUCGAGGAACAGGAUGACACAGCCACUGCUGAUUUUGGUGAAAAAGAUUUGUAUGAGCACUACCUCCAGCUGAAAUCAAUCAAACUCACCGUGGAGGGUGGCCAAGUCCCCAGAGAGAAAUGCAAACUCCCUGUCACCAACAAAGAGGAAAAAAAAGAGAACAGAGGGGAUGCCAAUCUUGAAGAGCAGUUUUAUCACCAUUUUACAGGCUUGUACCAUGUUCUGAUGACCCUGACCAAGAAAGUCAAUGCAUUGACCAGAAAGUACAAUGAUAUUAUUGGAGAGAUCAAUCAGAAUGAUACCGUGAUUACCUGGUGAAAUGUCCGCCGUUACCUUCAAAGGGGCUGCCUGCCACCCAGAGACUGUGUAUCACCAACGCCCUACUGCAACUACUGCUGCUGAAGUUAUUCGAUGGACCACUGACCUUCUGCUAACCAUACGCUGUGCUGCAAUAGCCAAAAUAAAUGGGGUUCUGCCACGCUGUGA
Messenger RNA from Gavialis gangeticus (Gharial), 668 nucleotides. It is a transcript of the gene THRSP, whose product is annotated as thyroid hormone responsive. Gene Ontology annotation, cellular component: cytosol. NCBI's taxonomy places the organism in Eukaryota, Metazoa, Chordata, Crocodylia, Gavialidae. The transcript is spliced from 2 exons. Gene Ontology annotation, biological process: regulation of lipid biosynthetic process. The coding region runs from base 105 to 500 and encodes 131 amino acids. The record is from RefSeq and is a predicted model, not a curated record.